AUGAGCUACUACAUUGGUGUAGAUGUCGGCACAGGAUCUGCCAGAGCCGUUCUCGUCGACGACCAUGGGAAAACUAUCGCAUCCCACACCAAAGAAACAACUACUUGGCGUGAUCACGAUGAUCACCGCAUCUUCGAGCAGUCCACUAACAACAUCUGGGAUUCGAUUUCAAGUUGCAUUAAAAAAUGUUUAGCUGAAUCAAAAAUUCAACCCUCUUCAGUCAAAGGUCUUUCUUUCGAUGCAACCUGUUCACUUGCAGUCUCCGACUUCAAUGGUGACCCGGUUGUUGUCACCAAAGGCAAGGAUUUAGGACAGAAAGGUGAUCGUAAUGUGAUCUUGUGGGCAGAUCAUCGAGCGGAGAAGGAGGCGGAGUUGAUUAACAGUACGGGAUCAGUGGUCCUGGACUAUGUUGGUGGAACGAUGAGCCUUGAGAUGGAAAUUCCUAAAACACUUUGGCUCAAAAACCAUAUGGAACCUUCCUUAUUUACGCGUUGCCAAUUUUUCGAUCUACCGGACUUUUUGACCUAUCGUGCUACAAAAGAUAGUACGAGAUCUUGCUGUUCCGUUACAUGCAAAUGUUCCUUCGUACCCAAGAGCGGCUGGCAAGCCGAUUUUUUCGAGAAAAUCGGUCUUGAGGAGCUUGUUCAAACCAAUUACAUGCAGCUGGGAGCUGCGAACGGCGAGGUAUUAACUGCUGGUAAGCCAGUCGGAAACGGACUUUCGAAACAAGCUGCGGAGGAAUUUGGUCUCGUUGAAGGUACACCCGUUGGUAGUGCUGUCAUCGACGCAUAUGCUGGAUGGCUGGGAACUGUCGCCGGACGAUAUAAGGAAGACGGCAAGCUCUCUGAUGCUAUCCCUUCCAUAGAUGAGUCUCGACAUCGUCUUGCUGCUUGCGCUGGCACGAGUACGUGCCAUAUCGUACAGAGCCGAGAGGGUGUAUUCGUGAACGGUGUUUGGGGACCAUACAAGGACCCGGUUUUCCAAGGAUGGUGGAUGAACGAAGGGGGUCAAUCGUCCACGGGGCAGCUCAUUGACUUUAUGAUCAAAACUCAUCCUGCCUACCCUCGUCUUCAGAAGAUGGCUGAGGAGCAAAAAUCCAAUAUCUUCGCAAUUUUACAGGACCUCCUUCAGAAGAUGAAGAAAGACAGUAACGCCGAGAGUUUGACUGAACUGACCAGAGAUAUGCAUUUCUAUCCAGAUCUCCAUGGUAACAGGUCACCCAUUGCCGACCCUCGAAUGAGAGGUUCUUUUGUUGGCCUUACACUUGACGAUGGGCUCAACGACCUUGCACGGAAAUAUAACGUCACUCUCGAAGCAAUUGCUCUUCAGACUCGCCACAUUGUUGACGAGAUGAACGCUAAAGGGCACAGCAUUACCUCCAUUUAUAUGAGUGGUAGCCAGGCAAAGAAUAUUCCGAUGAUGCAGUUGUUCGCAGAUACCUGCGGAAUGCCCGUUGUGCUACCCUUCGACGAGGGCGGUGCGGUGCCUCUUGGAGCUGCAAUGCUUGGUAGAUUUGCUGCAGAGGCAGCGCAAAAGGGUGUGCAGACCAUGAGCGAAGAACAACAAGGCGAACUUCUCUGGGAUAUCAUGGUGAAAAUGACUCCUCCCGGAACUAUUGUCAAGCCUGCGACAUCCGGAAAAGAGAAAAAACUAAUUGAAGCCAAAUAUAAAAUAUUCAGAGAGGCGAUUGAUAUCCAGUAUCGAUGGCGGAAACAGAUCGAGGAGGCGAUGAAUUGA
Messenger RNA from Lentinula edodes (shiitake mushroom), 1737 nucleotides. RefSeq lists its product as uncharacterized. Gene Ontology annotation, biological process: carbohydrate metabolic process. Bases 1 to 1737 code for a protein of 578 amino acids. The record is from RefSeq and is a predicted model, not a curated record. Gene Ontology annotation, molecular function: phosphotransferase activity, alcohol group as acceptor; kinase activity. NCBI's taxonomy places the organism in Eukaryota, Fungi, Basidiomycota, Agaricomycetes, Agaricales, Omphalotaceae. The transcript is spliced from 10 exons.